Molecule: messenger RNA, 1184 nt
Organism: Suillus subaureus
Lineage: Eukaryota; Fungi; Basidiomycota; Agaricomycetes; Boletales; Suillaceae
Exons: 4
Coding region: 1-858 (285 amino acids)
Source: RefSeq, a predicted model, not a curated record
AUGAGUUCUACCACUGCUCGAAUCAGUGAAAUUCUGCAAGUUUUGCAAGUGAACAAUCUCACUAUCUUGACUUUCCUCGAAGGUGUGCUAAGCAGCCGUGAACAUGAGCACUCCGCAGCUCAGGAAGACAUAAUUCGAGACGCGGAGACCAUGUGCGAAAGCCUAUAUCAACACCCGAAAACUCGAGCACAUGUUUUGUCAUGGGCAAUGGUCACAGUCAGGACUCAACUGUGCAAUGAAAUAAAGGAAUUGGCUCACGAGCGCCACGGACUCCGUUUUCGAGCAACGAGUACAACAUCUGAGCAGCUCGAGGGAACCUUUAUGAAUUUUAUCUCAGAAAAGGUGAAAUCAAAGAAUCUUACAGUCGAUGAAGACUGCGAUAUGGAGGGUGAGCAACCAGACGAAGAGGAAGAAAUGGACCUUGGGGAAUUUGGGGGGGACAGGCAGUAUCGGGCAGAUGGUGACUCGCGUCAAAAUGCGCAGCGCCGUCGUCGAGCAAAAAGGGCCGGUGAAAGGAGAGCUGCGUUAUAUCAGAUUGUCAGUUACAAGAUUUGCACCAGCAUAUUCCUGCAGAGCACCAACAAAUUCUGCAAUUACUUGCAGUGCAUCCUCGGCAUAUUUCUUCACUCGACCGGUACCCCUCAAAAGGUCAUUGAGGUCUUAGCUCACGCUGGAUUCUCAAUCAGCGUAACAACAAUCCAUCACGCCGUAAAUUCCAUGUCUCAUGAAAUUUCGUCCCGAAUCAAGCAAGCUGUCCGAUCACUGCAGUCAGCAUUCGCAUACGACAAUUUUGAUAUCAAUUUCAAGACGGCGCAACCUACCAUAGAGCGACAGAGCACAUUCGUGAGUGCUACGUAGGGGGGUGACCAAGAUUAUUAUUCGAUUGUCAUCAAACAACAACGGUAUCCAAAAGCACAGUGUCUUUCCGGAGCCAGUGGGUGAUAUGGUAAUGACAUCUUUCUUUGCAAGCUGUGCCUGAGCAGACUGAAUUUGCCAUGGGCAGGGAGUGAAGCCAAAGGUAGAUUUUACUGCAGUCCGAAUUUCCUCGACCGAAGGGAUGUUAUUGUUUGCAGACAUCCUUGCACACGACGCGUCUUCAUGUGACGCACUGUGAUUCGCGCAGUGAGACAUUUUUGGUAAGGAACACCGGUUCUCGGUGAGUACAAAUAAGAACAAACGUUCAG